Molecule: messenger RNA, 3322 nt
Organism: Ziziphus jujuba (common jujube)
Lineage: Eukaryota; Viridiplantae; Streptophyta; Magnoliopsida; Rosales; Rhamnaceae
Exons: 8
Coding region: 105-2567 (820 amino acids)
Biological process (GO): chloroplast organization
Cellular component (GO): chloroplast outer membrane
Source: RefSeq, a predicted model, not a curated record
AUGAAUUUCUAGCUAUUUGGUUAAGUAGUAAAUCUUUAUAUGGUGAAUAAUUAUUACUGCAGCAGGGAAAAGACUCCAACAUUCCCAAAAGUCCAAAGAAAAAGAUGAUGAAUAUUGUUAAAAGCCUUUCAAGAGAUAGCUCUUUCAGAUGUGGUGGCAAAUUCAAUAAGAUGGUGGAACUCAGGAAAAAGAUGUUCACCUUUAGGGACAUCCUUGACCUACCUCCUUGUGAUGGCUCUGUUUCCACAACUGAUUUGGUGAUGAGAAUGUUAAAAGAUCUUCAAGGUCUUUACCCUGAGAUUAUACCUUCUAAUCAAUUAUCCGAAUUCAAAGAAGUAUCUAUCGAACAGAGUUUGGCCAACUUCUGCAAGGCUUUGAAAUCUAUUGGAGACUCAUGGAUGAUGAAUCAUGACUGGACCGAAAAGUUCAAUUACGACUUAUCGUCCUGCAGCCAAGAAAACAUCAAUUCAGAUAAACUUGCUGAAAUUGUUUGUGCAAUGCUUGAUUGCGUAAUAAAGAUGGCCAGAGAAAAGUUUGACAUGAUGGAUGAGGAUGAUCAGAAAAAGGAUGACCUUUCAGGAUCAGAUUCAUUUGGUAGAGUCUUAAGUGAUUCAUAUUCAGAUAUUAACUCCUACUGCACUUCUCCGGUCACCCCGAAAUCUGUCCUACCGAAGUCAAAAUCGAUCAUCAACUCUCCUGAAAAAGAUGAAGAUAAGACUAGAUUUGGUUAUAGAUCACCUCUGCUUUGGUCUCUCAGAGUUCAAGCGGUUGGGAAAUUGAAUCCUAUUGAUGUCAAGCACCUGUCCCUUCAGCUAUCACCUGUAGGAGCCAAAGAUUUGAGCAGUUUGGGCAAAAAUAACAGUACAAUCUCUGAGGAAGCAAGAACAGAAACUGAAUUAGGAAGCAUCAAGGAAAUAACAACUGAUGAUACCAGUGAUGUAGCGAGAGAUGACAAUAUUGAGACAGAAAUAGAUGAGCUUCCGAAGUCAAAUUUAAUUGGAAAUGGGUCAGAAAACAGAAAUGUUGAUGCAGAACCCACGGAAGUGCUAUCCCUUCCUAUCUUGCCACCCAUGCCAAUCAUAAAUGUACCGACGCCGCCACCGCCACCGCCACCACCACCACCAUCAAAACUACAAACUUCACCAUCGAAGUUGUUGCCAGACACAAGACCACCCCCACCACCACCAUCACCACCACCACCAACUCAGCAGCCAAAUGCGGCAGCUCCACCCACACCACCACCACCACCACCUCCUCCGGCACCAUCAGCAUCAACACCAUCCACUCUGCAGCCAAAUGUGGCAGCUCCACCACCACCACCACCACCACCUCCGCCACCUUCAGCAUCAACACCACUUACUCUGCAGCCAAACGUGGCAGCACCACCAUCUGCACAGGCAUAUGUAAUGGCACCAGCACCUCCACCACCACCACCGUCUGUGCAGCCAAUUGUGGUGGCACCACCACCACCACCACCAGGGUCCAAAAUUUCAUCAAAUGUAGCAGCGGCUGCUUUUCCCCUGCCUCCUCCACCUCCAUCCAACGCAUCAGGGACAGUACUACAAGCUCCACCACAACCGCCGCCAUUGAUACCUUUAAAAGGAUCAGUGCCAGCACCACCACCACCAAUGACACUGGGAAGUCGAGGUGCUCCACCACCUCCUCCUCCACUUAGUUCAGCAAGAUCCUUGCGCCCCAAGAAACCAACUACGAAAUUGAAGAGAUCAUCCCAAAUAGGUAACCUUUAUCGUGUUCUCAAGGGAAAGGUGGAAGGAAAUUGCCUAACCGGUAAGACAUCUAAUGCGAGAAAAGGUGGAGUUGGUAGCAGUUCUGGUGGAAAACAAGGAAUGGCUGAUGCUCUUGCGGAGAUGACUAAGAGAUCAGCAUACUUUCAGCAAAUUGAAGAAGAUGUUCAGAAGUAUACAAAACCAAUCAUGGAGAUAAGAACCGCAAUCGGUUCGUUCCAAACCAAGGACAUGAAUGAGCUGUUGAAGUUCCAUAGAAAUGUGGAAUCCGUUCUUGAAAAGUUAACCGAUGAAACGCAGGUCUUAUCGAGGUUUGAGGGCUUUCCUACCAAGAAGUUGGAGACGAUGAGAACUGCAGCAGCGCUUUACAAAAAGUUGGAUAAUAUAAUAAAUGAACUACAAAACUGGAAGAUAGUGCCUCCAUUGAGCCAGGUCCUUGACAAUGUUGAACGCUACUUCAAUAAGAUUAAAGGUGAAAUCGAUGCUCUGGAGAGAACCAAAGAUGAUGAAACCAAAAAGUUUCAGAAUUACAACAUUCAUUUCGACUUCAGUAUUCUCAUACGAAUCAAGGAAUCCAUGGUGGAUGUUUCUUCAGGCUGCAUGGAGUUGGCAUUGAAGGAGAGGAGAGAAGCAAAGUUGGCAGAGAAUGAACAGAGUGGAACCAAAAAAACAGGGCCUAAAAAGGGGUGUGCAAAAAUGCUUUGGAGAGCAUUUCAGUUUGCAUUCCGGGUCUAUACCUUUGCUGGUGGACAUGAUGACCGCGCAGACACACUUACAAGAGAAUUGGCUCAAGAAAUAGAGUCUGAUCCGCACCAGAAUUAAUCGACUCUUUGUAUAUUUGCGUGUGGCGUUGAAGAUGAAAAUCCAAGAAGCAGUACGGUUUCAUACGUACAUAUAUAUAUAUAUACUUGUAUAUGUAUUAAUACGUGCUGUAUAAAAUAUGGUAAUCUGAGUUGUUUUUAUCUGUCACGCUGAAGCAAUUUUUUAUUUUUUUGGUGCCGUGACCUUGUAGAUGCUAUGUAUUCGGUCAUGAUUUUGAUAAAGUAGGACUUUUUUGUGCCUUUUUAAGAGUUUUUAAAAUUAAAGACGAGGCACCAUCCACCGAGCUAAAAGUACUCUGCUCCACUAUUCCAAUUUGUAAUUAAUGCUUUAUUUUUUAUUUAUUUAUUUUUUCCGCGGCUAGGAAUUUGUAAUUGAUGUUAGAUUUCAUUCAAGUGGGUGUUGAUUGAUUCCUUACUGAUUAUUUAAGUCUUGCUAGCUGAACUCGUAUUUCAUAUAUUUCACACGCACGACAUGUAAGAUAUCAGGCCACAAAAAACGGAUCAAACCAAUCCCAUGGCGGAGGGAAAGAAAAAGAGGGUGGUGGAUGAAGAGGGAUUGGAGAGUGGAAGGGAAUUGUUAUUCUUUAGUAUUUGCAGAAGUUAAAGUACAUUUCUAUUUAUCACCAAUAGUACUUAUUAAACUUUGCUUGAAUGAUAAUUAUUAGUUGUUUCUAUUUAUUAUUUUCUUAUUUAUCCAUUUGAAAACUUAAAAUCUAAAUGAAAAAAAUGAACUAAUAAAAUUUAACCAAUUAAAUU